Molecule: messenger RNA, 1687 nt
Organism: Rosa rugosa (rugosa rose)
Lineage: Eukaryota; Viridiplantae; Streptophyta; Magnoliopsida; Rosales; Rosaceae
Exons: 11
Coding region: 485-1687 (400 amino acids)
Source: RefSeq, a predicted model, not a curated record
UUCAUCGCUGUGCAAAAUGGAGUUACGGUUUUGCCCCUAUGUUUCUCUUUAAUUAUAGUUGGUUUGGUUGGUUUCCACGUGGCUCUGUUUGCUUGCUCCACGAAGAGAGAGAUCAAGAAGGAUCGAGAGAGCCAGACAGGUAUAGAAGGAUCGAGAGCAAGCACAGUCGAAAGAGUGCAGGUUUGUUUCUUGAGAAAGCACAGUCGAAACAGAGAGAGAGAGAGAGAGUGGUGAUUCCGUUUUGCUGUGAGGAGGAAGAAGAUCUGCCGUUUACCUUUUGGGGGUAUUGUUCGGUUUUGCUGUGAGAAGGAGGAGGAUCUGCGUUUUGGAUAACUCUGUCGGGUACCUUUUGGGUUAGGGGUAUUGUUUGUGCUUCAGUUUAUUUCAGUGAUUGAUUGGAGGAGGUUCAAGGUGAGGCUUACUCUUGAAGAGCCGAAACAUAAAACAAGAGACUUUGGAAAUCUAAUUUUGAAGGCUCGAUUAUAUGCAAAGAAGUGUGUGUAUUAUUCUUCUGCCGCUGUUCCUCUGUACAUUGUUUGGAAGUAUCUCACCGUCUUAUUGCUAUUCAGAUCUAGAGGACAGCGUGCUGUCAGUCUCUUUUGCUGUUUUGGGUUUAGAUAGAAAUUUUACAGUGAUGGCACCAAAAACUAUGAUGAGAGGAGCAAAAAGAUUGUUAGAACAGUGUGAUGUUGAAAAUCGUCAGAAUCAACAGAAAAUUCAACGAAUCUGCAGUGGUGAGGGCUUUGUUGCAACAAGAACUAGAUGUAAUCGUGUUGAUCAGGUUAAAUCACGUAGAUGGAAAACAGUGUCUUAUCCAGAAAUUGCUGAAGUAUCAAAUAGCGACAACCAAAAUAUCACUGCAGUUGCAAACGAAAAUCCGCAUAUGAUUACAGAAGGUCAGUACUCUCAUCCAUUUGGUCAAGCAUCAUAUCAAAGAAGCAAGCAAGGAUCAAUUGUAAAAUAUGAGGAUUCGGGUGAUAAUGUUCAUGAAUGUGACUAUUGCAAUGCAUCUUUUUGGUUCGGAGAAGCUGUUAAGCAAUCAUCUUCAAAUGAGCCUCUCAUUUAUACAAAAUGUUGCAAAAGAGGUCAAAUCAAAAUUGAGCAGCCAAAACCAACACCAAUUUUUCUUGAAAGAUUAUUAGAUCCAAACAAUGGUUCAGAAAGUAAACUUUUCAGAGAAAAUAUAAGAGUUUACAAUUCGAUGUUCUCUUUUACAUCAAUGGGAGCGAAAAUUGAUUAUAAGAUAAAUAGUGGUUCAGGUCCAUAUGUUUUUAAAAUUAGUGGUCAAGUCCAUCAUUUAAUGGGUUCUGUAUUACCUUCUGAUGGAGAAUGUCCUAAAUAUGCUCAGUUAUACAUAUAUGAUACAAAAAAUGAGAUUUCAAAUCGUAUCAAUGCUAUUGAUCCAGAUCAUGUUAAUCAAAAUAUCAAACCAGAUAUUGUCGAAGGACUUAUUAAAAUGUUUGAUGAGACUAAUGAAUUAGUUAAAGAAUUUCGAAUGAUAAGAGAUAAAUUUGAAAAUCAUUCUCUGCCUUCAUUAAAUAUGAGUAUACUUAAUCGCCAAGCUACUGAUAGUAAGCAAUAUGAAGAACCAACAAGUGAUGAAAUUAGUGGUUUGAUAGUUGGUGAUAUUGGAGAACAUAAUUCAAAUAAAGAUAUUCAGCUGGAAUUAAAAGAGGUUUUGAUUUAG